AUGACAGAGUGGUGGAUAACUUGUUAUAGAGGAAAUAUCCAUAAGGAGAAGGGUAUCUAUAAGGAGGAGAAUCUCAAGGAGGAGGGUCUCAAGGAGGAGAAGGAUAUCGUCCUCAAUAUCCUUCUUUUCGAUAUCCUCCUUCUUAAUAUCCUCCUUCUUAACCACCUCCUCCUCCUCGAGAUCCUCCUCCUCGAGAUCCUCCUCCUCGAGAUCCUCCUCCUCGAGAUCCUCCUCCUCGAGAUCCUCCUCCUCGAGAUCCUCCUCCUCGAGAUCCUCCUCCUCGAGAUCCUCCUCCUCGAGAUCCUCCUCCUCGAGAUCCUCCUCCUCGAGAUCCUCCUCCUCGAGAUCCUCCUCCUCGAGAUCCUCCUCCUCGAGAUCCUCCUCCUCGAGAUCCUCCUCCUCGAGAUCCUCUUUCUUAAGGUCCAAACGCGUAUGCUCCUUGGCGACAACAGCAAAUACUUUGAACUUGUAUACGUGCACAGCGCUGCCCUAGCACAUGUGCUGGACGCCAGAGCGCUCUUGGACAACAUGCACAACACUCCUCACUCCAAGGUCGAUGGCGAAGCAUUCUUCAUUAGCGAUGGCGCACCGAUGAAGUUCUGGGACUUUACUCGAGCAGUUUGGGCUGCUGCAGGCGACACGACGAGGCCAGAAGAUGUCAAGGUGAUUCCGAUGUGGUUGAUUCAAUCGCUUGCCAGUAUUGGGGAAUGGUCUUACUGGGUAUGCACAUUCGGGAGAAAGAGCCCGAAAUUACGCAGGCAAAAUCUGGAAUUCAUCAGUGCGGGGCACAGGUUCUCCAUCCAGAAAGCACGAACUAGGCUUGGCUAUGAGCCCGUUUGUGAUACCCUGGAAGGAAUUAGGAGAACGGUAGCAUGGUUUAAGGAGAAUGAGGGUUGGAAUAAGGUAGAGAGAGCAGAGGACAAGGAUGGUCUCUUCUCCCGUCUUGUGCAGGCAAGUCGCCCUCUGAUAGUGCCUUGGCGCGUUUUCUUUGGAAAUUCAUUUGAGAGCUCAAUGUUUGAGGGGAAAAAUUUCUAUUGA
Molecule: messenger RNA, 1038 nt
Organism: Endocarpon pusillum Z07020
Lineage: Eukaryota; Fungi; Ascomycota; Eurotiomycetes; Verrucariales; Verrucariaceae
Exons: 2
Coding region: 1-1038 (345 amino acids)
Biological process (GO): steroid biosynthetic process
Molecular function (GO): 3-beta-hydroxy-Delta5-steroid dehydrogenase (NAD+) activity
Source: RefSeq, a predicted model, not a curated record